GUUUUCUUCAUAAAAAUCUUCCAACGGCUUAUGUGCAUUUUCGCUUUUAUUUAUAGCCUGAGAGUAUCCGAAACCCGUCAAUCACCAGCUCGCUCAAAUCGAAUUAUCUUAAUCACUCUUUGAAGAUGGGAGAGGCACAAAAGAGUUCUGACAUGGAGGAAGGGACCCUGGAAAUGGGAAUGGAUUACAGAACAAUCUCCGGUGUUGCAGGACCACUUGUUAUUCUUGACAAAGUAAAGGGUCCAAAAUAUCAGGAGAUUGUUAUUAUUCGGUUGGGGGACGGAACAACUCGACGUGGUCAAGUCUUGGAAGUGGAUGGAGAGAAAGCUGUUGUGCAGGUUUUUGAAGGAACAUCUGGAAUUGACAGCAAACACACUACUGUGCAAUUUACGGGGGAGGUUUUGAAAACUCCUGUCUCACUGGAUAUGCUUGGACGCAUCUUUAACGGUUCAGGGAAACCCAUAGAUAAUGGACCUCCAAUCUUGCCUGAGGCUUACCUAGAUAUUUCUGGAAGUUCCAUUAACCCAAGUGAGAGAACCUAUCCAGAAGAGAUGAUACAAACAGGAAUUUCUACCAUUGAUCUCAUGAAUUCCAUAGCUCGUGGACAAAAGAUCCCUCUUUUUUCUGCAGCUGGACUCCCUCAUAAUGAAAUAGCUGCUCAGAUCUGCCGUCAAGCUGGUCUUGUUAAACGGUUGGAAAAGUCUGAUAAUCUCACUGAGGGUGGAAAAGAGGAUAAUUUUGCCAUUGUGUUUGCUGCCAUGGGUGUAAACAUGGAGACAGCUCAAUUUUUUAAGCGCGAUUUCGAAGAGAAUGGAUCAAUGGAGAGAGUCUCUCUCUUCCUGAAUCUGGCCAAUGAUCCCACGAUUGAGCGCAUCAUCACUCCUCGAAUUGCUCUCACAACUGCAGAAUACUUUGCGUAUGAAUGUGGGAAGCAUGUCCUUGUUAUACUUACAGAUAUGAGUUCAUAUGCUGAUGCUCUUCGUGAGGUAUCUGCUGCACGAGAGGAAGUGCCUGGAAGGCGUGGGUAUCCUGGGUACAUGUAUACAGAUCUGGCAACAAUAUAUGAGCGUGCUGGACGUAUUGAAGGAAGGAAGGGCUCCAUCACCCAAAUUCCUAUAUUGACCAUGCCUAAUGAUGAUAUCACACAUCCUACUCCAGAUCUCACAGGUUAUAUCACAGAAGGGCAGAUAUAUAUUGAUAGGCAGCUCCAUAACCGACAGAUAUACCCACCUAUCAAUGUACUCCCAUCACUUUCUCGAUUAAUGAAGAGCGCUAUCGGUGAGGGAAUGACACGUCGAGACCAUGCUGAUGUCUCUAACCAGUUAUAUGCAAAUUAUGCCAUUGGAAAGGAUGUUCAGGCAAUGAAAGCUGUGGUUGGAGAAGAGGCACUUUCUUCCGAGGAUAUGCUUUACUUGGAAUUCCUAGACAAAUUUGAGAGGAAGUUCGUAGCUCAAGGGGCAUACGACACACGGAACAUUUUUCAGUCACUUGAUCUGGCUUGGACGCUGCUUCGCAUCUUCCCUCGCGAGCUUCUCCACCGUAUCCCGGCUAAGACUCUGGACCAGUUUUACAGCCGCGAAAAUGCAACAAACUGAGUCGGAAUAGGAGCCGAGCUAUCCUUCCUUUCGAGUAUAAUGGUUGACUACUGAGUGGCCAUGUUGUUUGGCUUUAGUAUUUUAGAGGCGCGCGGCAUGAAUUAUUAGAAUGUGUGAAGUGUCUCUCAGCUGAGAUACAGUAGGGAACAGGUUUUCCUUCGAUUGGUAUUGUUAUGAAGAUCAUUUGAAUAUGGCUAUGGUAACAUAUGUAAAUUUGACUUAUAUUUUGCGUUGGUUUCGAUAAAGAAGUGCAAGGAGCAAAUAGUGAAAAA
Rhododendron vialii is the source of this 1867-nucleotide messenger RNA. RefSeq names its product V-type proton ATPase subunit B 2-like. The record is from RefSeq and is a predicted model, not a curated record. Bases 126 to 1595 code for a protein of 489 amino acids. Gene Ontology annotation, biological process: proton transmembrane transport; ATP metabolic process. Lineage: Eukaryota; Viridiplantae; Streptophyta; Magnoliopsida; Ericales; Ericaceae. The transcript has 15 exons. Gene Ontology annotation, molecular function: ATP binding; proton-transporting ATPase activity, rotational mechanism. Gene Ontology annotation, cellular component: proton-transporting V-type ATPase, V1 domain.